Messenger RNA from Racocetra fulgida, 456 nucleotides. The record is from the annotation of a GenBank genome assembly. Lineage: Eukaryota; Fungi; Glomeromycota; Glomeromycetes; Diversisporales; Gigasporaceae.
AAACCCCUUUUAUCAUUGCAAAAAGUGCUAAAAAAUAUGAAACCAAUAUUUUAGCUAAUGAGAAAUUAGUAUUUAGCAAUACGACUAGUUUGGAUGAUAUGAUUAGUUUAGAUAGAGAUCAAGUAAUUAGUUUAAGUGAGAAUAAUUCUGAUAAUGAAUUUUCAAUAAAUACUUAUUGGUUGGCAAAAAACCUUGUUGCAACAUCUAAAAUUACUGAUUAUACAUCUUUAACCGAAUAUCAUGUUAAGUAUACAGAAGAGAUACAUACUUCAUUAGAAAUUUAUACUCUUGAUUAUCCAUUAUUUGAAUUAUUAGAAGAAUCAUGUGCUGAUUAUGGAAGCUAUUCUAAUAAACCAGAUGCAAUUGUCAAUGAAUUAAGUAUUUUUAUACAAGCAAAAAAUUUGCCAAUUGAUCGUCUAAUGAAUAUAGGAAGUGACGGUGCAUCAGUAAUGUUAG